AUGUUACAAGUGAUCACCGACGAACAAAUUAAUGAUGAAGUGCAAGAUGGUAGCAAGGCAAACUAUCGACUUACUCGAGAAGAAAUCAUCAGUAACAUCUUUAUCUUCAUGAUAGGAGGAUAUGAAACAUCAUCAACUACUUUGGCUUGUGCAACGUAUGAACUUGCCCGACAUCCAGAAGUUCUUCAGAAGCUUCAGUCUGAAAUCGACCAACUUCCAUUGGUCACUGAUGAUACGACCGACGAAGAAAUCAAAAAAUAUCCCGAUUAUGAUAUAGUGGCGCAGAUGCCCUAUAUGAACAUGUUCUUGUCGGAAGUCUUGAGAAUGUAUCCCAUUGCAAAUCAAGCCGUUCAAAGACGGGCCUUUGAGGAUACAAUUGUACAAGGAAUUAAAAUCGACAAAGGUAAUUAUGUAGUUUCAUGUUAGGAAACACUUAAAGCUUUUCAAAACCAUCGGAAAAUCUAUUAGAAUUGUAUUUUAAUCUAAAGAAUGUUGUUCAUCUUUAUGACAGUCGUAUAUGAGAUGAUGCAUGUCUUUUGUCUUUUGAAGGUACCUUAGUGUAUGCUGAUGUCUAUUCCGUCCAUUACGAUCGGGAACUUUGGGGUCCUGAAGAUCCCUACAUCUUCUUUCCCGAACGUCAUGAAAGAAAACGUCAUCCGCUGGCUUAUCUACCGUUUGGAGCAGGACCACGGCAUUGCAUUGGCAUGCGCUUUGCGCUGAUCGAAAUGAAGAUUCUACUAGUGCGACUGCUGCGUGAAUAUUCCAUUCUGCCCGGUGAACAUCUCGAAACCAAAUUCAAUCUUCGUGAACGAACAGUUCUCGCACCAGAAGCAGUUUGGGUUAAAUUGGUGAAAAGAAAUGUUUGAGAGACAAUCAUACGAUACUCACAAAUCUAAAACUUUACUUUUAUAGAAAUAAUCUUUCAAUAAAUAUACAGGAAACAUAAUAAUUAUUCUAGCUUCUGUAUCUUGUAGUAUGAAAACUUUAUUAUUUGCUUGUGGAGGAAAAUUAAUUCGAGUGUAGUGUGGAUGUAACUUUGCUUUUGAAUAUUUCGGAUGACUAUGUGUUAGGGUGUGUACUAGUUUUCGUUGAUUAUGCACGCCCUUUUUGCUAAAAAACUCAGUUUCUUUUUUGCAAAUUGAUUAUGUCUUGUUUGUGAUACCUGACAUAUAACGUUAUAUGAUUCUCGAAUCUGCUCUGAAGGUUUUUUUAUUAAUUCUUCAUAUUCUUUCUUUGCCUGUUCUAAUUCGACUACUUUAGCCUGUCUCAUCAAUGUAGUCAAGUCUAAUUUUGUUUUUCGAAGGACAUUUUUCCAUUGUUCACGUAGUGAAAUCAGAAAUUUGUCAUCUGAUUUUAGUCCUUUCGCAUGUAAUUGUAAUUUAUUAAACAUAUUUAAAGAUGGUGGUGGCAUAUUCUCCAUGAAUCUCUUUUCUAAUUUAUCAAGUUGUAAUUUUAGAUCUAGUGUUCUCAUAAAUUUUUUAUGUAGUGUCUGUAUGUAUUGUUGUUCUGAUUCUGUUGCUAUAUCUUUAAUUUCUCGUAUUGCUUUUUCUCUCGUUUGAUCUAGUAGAAGAUUAUCUAAUCUUUUCUGGUCACUAUUCUUUUAUUUUCAAGGAUUUUUUCAAGGAUUUUCUUCACGAAAGAGACUACUUGUGUCCAUGUUUGUUCAGAAAAUGAUAAAUGUAACUUCUUUUCUCUCUCGUUUUCUAGUGUUUUGUAUUUAUUUUCAAGAAAUUCUUGAUGUGCUUUUAUUGUUUCGAAUGGGUUGGGCUGGGUGUGGGUGUCGGUGUUGUUUAAUGAAAUAGUCACACCCACGCCCACAGUCACCCACACCAACAGCCACACCCACAGCCACCCACACCCACACCCUCUAUAAAGAUCUUACAAAAAUAGAAUCUCCCGAUCAGUUAGUAGGCAAUGACCAUGCAACAUAUCGCGAUAAAGUACUAGAUGAACAAUGGAACAAAAAAGAAAAAAGAAAAUUAGAUUUUCGAAAUGAUAUACUGUGCCAUUUUUCAUACACACCGGCAUUGGCACGUUUUGGUACAACUUUCCACCAAAUAUGGAAAGAAAUUUUUCAGGAAACACCAUUAGACAACACACGCAUAAUUUAUGCCAAUCGAUUAACUAAUAUUUUGAAGCAAUUACUAGUAAAGAAACGACCAAAUAAAAAAAUCUUGAAACUACAAUCACAAUAGAAAAAAUUUUGUCUCAAGUAUAUAUAAAUAAAAAGUAUAUAAAAUAUAUAAAAAAUAAUAAGAAUAAGAAUUAAGAUAAAAACUCAUCGACUAACAAUCAACUACACUGAAAAAAAAAAGCGCAGAAUAAUCAACCCUUGCUCUUAAUU
Molecule: messenger RNA, 2344 nt
Organism: Rotaria sordida
Lineage: Eukaryota; Metazoa; Rotifera; Eurotatoria; Philodinida; Philodinidae
Source: the annotation of a GenBank genome assembly